AUGCGUAUUGCAGUACCGCUCUUUUUCGGAGUCGCCUUAUCAAGCGUUCUUCCCAAUAUCCAGGAGGCUUUGAUUCUCGAAGAAGAUCAAUUGCUGAACUCAAAACGUCCUCUUCGGUUCGGCGAUAUCAACUUCCUCCACACUACAGACACCCACGGAUGGCUCUCUGGUCAUAAGGUGCAGAAGACAUACAGCGGAGAUUGGGGAGACUUUGUGUCAUUCUCGGAGCAUUUGCGGAAUCUCACUGCGGAAAAUGGCCAGGAUCUCAUUCUUGUAGAUUCCGGAGAUAGGCACGAUGGCAACGGUUUAUCCGAUGCUACCUCUCCGAACGGUUUAAUUUCAACACCAAUUUUCAAACGCCAGCACUACGACAUUGUAUCUAUUGGCAACCAUGAAUUGUACUUGUGGGAGAAUACUCAGCAGGAAUUGGACGUAUUGGUUCCGUCUUUGACUGAUAAGUAUGUAUGCUCAAAUGUAGAAUUCCUAAGAGACGGAAAGUACUAUCCAAUUGGUCUGAAAUAUCGAUACUUCACUACCCCCGUACAGAAGAAGAGAAUCUUGGCGUUCAGUUUCCUCUUCGAUUUUGCCAGAGCCAACGAUAAGACUCGCGUCACUCCUAUUGAAAAAGUAAUUGAGGAGGACUGGUUCAAGACUGUUCUUUCACAUUUCCCCCUGCGUGAGGUAGACGUCAUUCUUGUUGUGGGCCAUCUUCCUGUUGAUAAGAACGUGGGCGAGGUACGUAUUCUCCAUCAAGUCCUUCGAAAGCAGUAUCCAGACCUUCCAAUCCAAUACUUCGGUGGCCACAGCCAUAUUCGUGACUUUCAAGUCUACGACGAGAAGCUGACAGCGCUUCAGAGCGGACGUUUUUGCGAAACCGUCGGAUUCCUCGGGCUCAACACUUCUUCGGAUUCUUUGGAUGUCAAACAACGCUUCUUUCGGUCAUACAUUGACUUCAAUGUUGACUCUUUCCAGUUCCACACUGGCAUCAGUAGCACAGAAGAGUUCAACACGAAAAAUGGCCUUUCGAUCAAAGAUGAGUUGAUUAGCGCUCGUAGAAACCUCAAAUUAGACGUCGUCAUUGGAAAAGUCACCAAAUCAAACUACUACAUGGAUUAUGUGCCGCUUUCCCAUCCCCAAAGUAUCUAUAACAUGCUUACCUCGAAGGUUCUCCCAACACUAGAGCCUGAACAAAACAAAACUGAGCUUCAAACCGAAAGAAUGAUCAUCAUCAAUACCGGCUCUAUUAGAUAUGAUUUGUACAAGGGUCCGUACACUGUGGACUCUCAUUUCAUUGUGUCACCAUUUCAAAAUGAUUGGGUCAGAUUAACUGUGCCAAAAGAUGUGGCCAAGAAAAUUGUACCAAUUUUGAACCAGCGAAGCUACAUCGUUUCCCGGUUACUUCCACCGCAUCAUCGCUACCUGGAGGAGGAGGACUAUGGAUUUGACUCUUCUGAGUUUGGAACUGAAGAUCAAAGUGAGAACUUCUCUAAAAAAUUAUCAAAAGGGUAUGUCACAGAGGAUGAUUUUGGAAAGGAGGGCGAUGACACGCCUCACAAGGCAGUGAAAAACUUUAAAAUAACGAACGUGGUAGCAAGCGAACAGCUCGACCCAGACUCGAAAGACUCCCAGGUGGACGUAAUUUUUUACAGCUUCUUGACUCAAAAUGUCAAAGGUGCUUUGAAAAGACUCGGUUAUCCCUCUGACGAGCCAGAACUUUACUCGCGUAAGUAUUUGGGAAUGCUUCUCGACGAUUUUGCAGCCACGAACGAGUUAUAG
Molecule: messenger RNA, 1776 nt
Organism: Australozyma saopauloensis
Lineage: Eukaryota; Fungi; Ascomycota; Pichiomycetes; Serinales; Metschnikowiaceae
Exons: 1
Coding region: 1-1776 (591 amino acids)
Biological process (GO): nucleotide catabolic process
Cellular component (GO): cytosol
Molecular function (GO): hydrolase activity
Source: RefSeq, a predicted model, not a curated record